GGACUCCUGACUCCUGGUUUAAACUAUGUGUAUAAUCUAUGCUCCUGGUGGUUUUACUAUGUUUUACCCUAAAACGCUUUAAAACUUUCGUCGUUUAAAUUUUAACUGUGUGCUUACCUAAAAUAAAAUGAAUUCAUUAACAAAAGCAGCACCCAUGACUAAGGAUGAGACGAAGCUUCUGCUACAGCUUGUGGCGGUGAAUGAAAUUAUAAAUAAUAAGACAACAAAUGCCAUAAAUAAUGAACUGAAAAAAAAGGCUUGGCAAAACUUGGCAAAUGACUUUAAUUCGUCGAUCGCAACCGUCCCCCGAACUGCAGCGCAGCUUCGUCUCAAAUGGGAAAACUUGAAGAAGUCUGCUCGCAAACACUGUGCCAACACGAGAAACGGCCUUAUUAAGACUGGACGUGAUGAGGAUUGCUUUCCGCCAGAUGGAAUAUUGGACAAAGUAGCUUCACUUUUGGGCAUCGGCAUCACACGUCAAGGUCGUCGAAGUACCAGCUCAAAUUUGUUAUUACAGUGUAACCGCUUACCUGCAGCUAAGCGGAAACACAAGAUGCGGGAAGAGCUUUGCAAAGCUCGCAUAUAUAGAGACAAUGCCUUAGCAGAGUACCUUAAAGCAAAAAAAAAGAAGCUUGAUUUGGAAAACAAUGAGAAGGAGAUUUUAAUCGCAAAACUUAAGUUGGAAAUAGAGAAUGCUAGGUUAGAAAAUUUAAUAUUAAGAGGGGAUUCCAAAUAAAUAACUAAGAAAU
This is a messenger RNA of Bombyx mandarina (wild silkworm), 749 nucleotides long. RefSeq lists its product as uncharacterized. The record is from RefSeq and is a predicted model, not a curated record. NCBI's taxonomy places the organism in Eukaryota, Metazoa, Arthropoda, Insecta, Lepidoptera, Bombycidae.